Symbiodinium pilosum is the source of this 1401-nucleotide messenger RNA. Lineage: Eukaryota; Dinophyceae; Suessiales; Symbiodiniaceae. The record is from the annotation of a GenBank genome assembly.
AUGCGCGAAAUGGAUGUGAAGGUGGAGAACAAGGCGCAUGUGCUCACAGAGGAGAAGAGGAGAUCAUUGUGGCGCUGUUCACAUGGAGCAGUCUUAGCCGGUGUGCUUGCCGGUGUUGGCGCUGCUUUCUUCGCACAGGCACUCAAUGAUUUGACGGCAACAAUGGUGAGCGAAGAAGAAGACUGGCUAGCCUUCAACACAAUUGCCGGCAGCUUCUCUCUCGUGUGGUCUCUGGCUGAGAUGGUGGUUUGUUGCAUUGCUGCACUGGUUGCGGCCGUCCGGAUGACCCGGAUUUGUGGCAUCACGCUCGUACCUAUGGACAAGGAGCGCGCCAUGCUUGCGGGAUCACUAGCUCGGGCAGCCUUGGAGCUUGGGCAUCCCAAAGUUCGUACCUUCGGAAUUGACCCUCACAAGCGAGCCAGCAAAUUCCUGCUUCUCCUGUAUGCCUUGAUUUACAUGGGCAGCCGCGGUGUCACCAAGUUCAUCAUCAAGCUGAUUGUGAAGAAGGUAGCCCCGCGCACGUUGCUGAAGUUUGCUGAGCUUGCACCGCUGGUGAUUGAGAUUCUCAUCAAUGUGAUGUUCAAUUCUGUGACUGUCAGGUACGCCAUGAAUGAGGUGAUGGUAUGCACUCUUGGUCCAUCCGCAACAGUGGAGGUGACCAGCCAGCUUAUCAAAAAGCAUCGUCAGAGUCAUGAUGUGGAGGAGCCGUUGUCUGACGAGCUGAAGUGCUUGGCUCUGAGGGCAGUAGGUGUCUCCAUCACCUACAAGAUGCAGAUGCAUCCCAAUAGUCGGUGUUUGCUGAACCACACCGUCAGCCUUUUCAUAGAUGAUGGCUUUGUCACCCGGGCGAAGGCAGAAUAUGGCCAGAGAUUGGAUGCGGCUAAACUGAAGCGCAAGUCCACAAAGUCAUUCCUCACCAUCCCAAGCAAGGCCAGUGCAGGCGCAGAAAGCGUCAAAAGUUCAGGCGGUGUGGGAUGCAGUCACUGGUUCUGUGCAAAGCGGCCUCAGGAAAAGCCUCAGGAGUCUCUUUAUGAGGAGCUGGCAGACCUCGGUCUGGAUGACGAAGACUUAUUCUUUGAUGGCCUCGCAGGAUUGAGCCACCGAGACGCACUUUUUGCUUGCUCAAUGCUGCUGCUGGCGCUGAUGCUUGACGGUCGCAUCGGCAAGUCAGACUGGGCAUUCAUACAACGUGCUGCCAGGAGCGUCAACCCACCUUUGAAUGCGAAGUGGCCAAGUGCAAUUCACCUAAUGAACAUCUACUGUGGCGGAAGGCAGAUGACUGCAGAGCUGUUUCAUGACGUGUUCGAGACUUCCACAGAUGGAGAAGUGUCUCGAGCAACUUGCUGCGAUUUCGCGGCGGGGGGAAUGCGAACUGUGCUGAGCUACAUCAACUGCUGCUGA